AUGGCGCAGGCAGAUGUGGAAUAUGAAUCAGAUGGCAGUGGAAGUAAAGCGAAGGAUCGUUUUCUGAAGCCACUUGUAGCAGACUACGAGGAACUGCUGGGUCGUUUCCAACAGACGGAAUCUGUGCGGUUUGAGGAAUUUACUGCUGUUUGGAGAAACAUGGGCUUCUCAAGUGUAUUUUACGGUUCACUUGCUGGUAAUGAGAUGAGGGAAUUCUGCCACCUAACCCUGACCAUGGCCUUCAACUACUUCUUGCCCCCAUAUAGCUUCCAGAUCAGAGUGGGGGGUCUGUACCUUCUCUAUGGCCUAUACCACACACAGCUCGCUUCACCUAAAGAGAAGAUCAGGAUUGCACUGAAGGACUGGGAGCAAAUUCAGAAGUUUUACCAGGAUUCGGUGAAUUCGCAGCACUAUGAUGCAGUUUACAUUAUCAGGAAGCUAAUAGCUGAGAAUGCUGUCCUUUACACCGCCAUGCCUCAAAUGUUGACCUUCCGUGUGAAGAAGAAGUCCCAGCAUCACAAGGUGUGCGAGGAGUUCCGUGACCGACCGGAAAGGGUCAAAGACCUCAUCUCUACAGAUAUGCUACUAGAGGUGGCUAACAUUCAGGGUCACUAUGAGCGCCUGAAGGCAUCCGUCUUAGAGAGGUCAUCCAUUGCGGUGACCAAACAGGACCUGCUGGCCCGCUUGCACAGCUGUGUGCUUGAGUUCCUCCACUGGCAGGACAGGCAUGAGAACCGUGGAGAUGCAGACCACUUGGUUUAUGCUGAGGAAAAAGCCCAGCAGGUCGAGUCUUCCAAUAGGGCACAGCUUCUGGCAUCCAUCAAGACAAAAUCAUACGGGUGUCUUGCAGAGGCCUCGAAGUCACGGCGGCAUCGCCAGGUGCAGAUGGACACAUCCAUUUCUGGAACAGGCUACAUUAAAGAGGCUCCCAAAUAUCACAAAAGUAGGGCUCCAUCACUCAGGGCCCGAACCUACAAGAAACUCUGUGGGGAAGGUCAGUGUACCUCUUGUUUGAUGAGAACUCAAUGUUUUGUGGGAUGCAACAGAGCCGCGCCCCCUGUCACUCUACAAGGUGGUUGA
Molecule: messenger RNA, 1080 nt
Organism: Salvelinus namaycush (lake trout)
Lineage: Eukaryota; Metazoa; Chordata; Actinopteri; Salmoniformes; Salmonidae
Product: snRNA-activating protein complex subunit 1-like
Exons: 9
Coding region: 1-1080 (359 amino acids)
Biological process (GO): snRNA transcription by RNA polymerase II; snRNA transcription by RNA polymerase III
Cellular component (GO): snRNA-activating protein complex
Molecular function (GO): sequence-specific DNA binding
Source: RefSeq, a predicted model, not a curated record